Gopherus flavomarginatus (Mexican gopher tortoise) is the source of this 5696-nucleotide messenger RNA. RefSeq names its product ras-related protein Rab-26-like. Gene Ontology annotation, cellular component: Golgi apparatus; endosome. The record is from RefSeq and is a predicted model, not a curated record. Gene Ontology annotation, molecular function: GTPase activity; GTP binding. NCBI's taxonomy places the organism in Eukaryota, Metazoa, Chordata, Testudines, Testudinidae. The transcript is spliced from 5 exons. Bases 1930 to 2532 code for a protein of 200 amino acids.
UUUCGAUUUGGGGGACCUCUGAGAGGAUUCAUCCUACGUCCAUUUGGAUUCAGAACGCUCUGGACUGUUCAUUGCAGUUGAAAUCUUUGGGCCUGGCUCUUAGCUCUUUGAAAGUUAAUUUGGCUGCAAUUUCAGCUUUCUACCCUCCUCUUUGGGGAAAGUUGCUAUUUUCAAAUCCUAUGGUAGGGAGGCUUCUGAAAGGCAUUGUCCAUCGUUUUCCACCAGCGAAGAGAAUGGUGCCGUUGUGUGCCAUUGAUGUGUCUGUUUGAGUCAAUAGCAACGUGCUCAUUGGCUCUUCGCUCCAGGAGAUGGCCUUUCUGGUAGCUAUCACAUCUACUAGACUAGUCAGGGAAGCCUUAUGGCAGCAGAUCCCCCAUAUACCCACUUCUUCAAAGGCAAGGUUGCUUCAAGACCACAGCCAAACUUUCUGUCAAAAGUGAUCUCUCCGUUUCACCUUAAUGAGGUUAUUUACUUACUGUAUUUUUUUCCCAACCCACACUUGGGCGUAGAAGAACGAUGCCUUCAGACCUUAGAUGUGGGAAGGUGCUUGGCUUUUUAUCUGGAAAGGACUAACCCCUUUCAUUCAUCAUCUCGCCUCCUCGCAUCUUACACUGAGCUGAAAGGGCCAUUGGUCUCCGCUAAGUAGAUAAGGCCGUGAAUUACUGCAGCUUCUGGAGCAGCUCAGAUUACGCCCCCAAAGUUGUUACGGGCUCAUUUGACAAGCGCUCAAGCAACAUCAACAGCGUUUCUUAGAGAUGUUUCCCUCAGUGGAUGGCUGCAGGGCUGCGUCUGGCUCUCCGUGCACACCUUUGCUAGCCGCUGCGCUAUCCCCGUGGCUUCUAGGGCUGAUGCACACUUUGGGGAGGCAGUUCUGCAGUCUCUGUUUAAAUAGACUCCGAGCCCCAGGAAUACACGUCUGCAGCCUCUCGAAGAAGAAAAGACUGUUACUCACCUGUGUUGGAGCCGUUCUUCGAGACGUGGCUGCAGACACACAUUUCACGCCCCACCUUGCACCCCCUCUGCAACAGAGGCUCCAGCCUGGGGUUUGGUGCAAAGGCCCCAAGGGGUCGCGGCAGCUCCGCCCUUCUAGAGCCAGGGAGGGACUGUGAGGCAGAGGGUGUGAGCGCUGCCCAUACGUGCUGCUAGGCGGAUUUCCCUGGCUUUGGUGCAUGGGUGUGCACACCCCUGAGUGGGAGAGGUGCCUGCAGCCACCCCUCAAAGAACAGCAGUUACCAGACAGGUAAGGAACCAUCUGCUGUUGUUGAUUUGUGCCGAAGGAGUUAAAAAAGCAGAACCACUUGGGGUACGAUUUCUGCAGUCACUGUCAUAUGCGAGUUGCAGGAGCUGCGUGUGUGUCUGCCCGGUCGGCUGGGGAGGAGCUAUGCACAGCAGCCCUAGUAACACACGAGAGGAAGGAGUGUGUGGCCAAGUGCGGGAGGGAGCAGUAGCAGGAGCUGGGGAAGCACCGUCAGCAGGAAGUCCCUUGCAGCGCCCAUCCUAAGCCCAGGCACCGGGCAUGCUCAGGGGUGCUGGCAGACCCGGCUGCAGUGCUGUGCCCAUGAAAAGGCCAAGCCCAGUGGCUGGUGUUCGGUUAUCCUCCCCCCAACAGCUGGCUGAGCCGUGGGGGACACCGAGAGCAGGGUGGUGGCAGGGGAGGCCAGUGAGGCCAUGCCGCUUUCUCUGCACCACUGGCUCUAGGAACGCCCUGUGCUCCAUCCGGCCAUUGUUAGAACAGGGCAGCUGGGUGACUCAGGCCUCCCAUCUAGACCAGCUGAACAUCUCGCCAGCCACGGAGGACUCUGCUAGGUCUGCCGGCCCGGGCUCCCCGGUGGCCCAGUGGGACGGAGCCUGCUGAGGAAUGGAGCCCAUGGGCCAGGCCUGGGCACUUCCCACCCACGGCUGCUGGAGGGAGCCGGCCCCCACACUGUGAUGGCGACCGUGCCUCCGCCCGGCCUGAAGUUCAAGCUCAUCCUGCUGGGGGACUUUGGGGUGGGGAAGACCACCCUGUUCCACCGCAUCCGGGCAGGGCGCUUCCUGCAGGGGGCCCACGCCCCCAACGAGCACCUGGCCGUCUGCAAGAGGACCGUGCGGCUCAGCCACCCCCAGACCCCCGGCCUGGUGCAGAUCUCCCUGUGGGACACAGCCGGCGAAGAAAGGUUCCUCUCCCUGAGCAGCUGCUACUACCGGGAUGCGGAUGCCGUGCUGCUGCUGUACAGUGCCCAGAGCCAGCUCUCCUUCGACAGCCUCCCGCACUGGGUCUACGUGGCCCGGCAGUACUGCCCGGACGCCCCCAUCUUCCUGCUGGGGAACAAGACUGACCUGGAGCCACGCCUGCCGGAGGACAAGGCUGAGAAGUUUGCCAUGGAGCACGGAGUAGCCGGCAGGUUUAAUGUGUCGGCCAAGACAGGAGAGAACGUGGAAAGGUGCAUGCAGAACGUGGUGCAGCUGCUUGUCCUCAAGAGCGAUGCUGGGAGCAGCAGGCUGACCGUGCAGCUGCAGGAGGCCGACUCCUCCAGCCCCUGUGCAUGCUGAGAGCCCUGGGGAUGCCUGGCAAACCCGCUCUGUGCUUCAGGAACCUGCUGGGGUCCCAGCCUGAGCCCGGAAAGUCACUGUGCCACCACCAGCCACAGCUCCUGCCGGACAUGGAGCCACCCUUGGAGAGACCCUUCUGCCCUGUUACCAGAACAUGCUGCCGGAUACUCCCUGCCGUGGGUGGUGAAGCACCUCGUGCCAUGCGGGCACCUUUGUCCCCUGAAAGGGGUGGCCAGACCCCAGGGCCUGGGCUGAGCCCCAGAUCUCUCCCCACGUCUGUGGUUUGUCCUCUUGCUGCUCACCAGCCUGUAGGGGAGGAGAGUGCCCCGCAGGGCCAGCACGUGGGCUGCACCUGGUCACUGGGAGACCCACGCGCACCCACUAGGCCCAGCAGGAAGCCAGGUCAGUGGGUAUGGGGACUGUUCUGUCCUCUGGGCCGGCAGCGAAGCAAUGUCCCCACCUGGUGCUGGAGGGCACUCUGGGUCCUGUAUGAGAGAUGGUGUGAAAAGCAGCCCCAGCUCCCUAGCGCUCAUUGCAAAUCCCAUUGUUCCCUGUGCAGGGUGGAGGGGUAUGUGACACUGUGUACCUCGGGGGAACACCAGCAGCCCCAUGUUCAUCCUUGUAAAAUGAUUGUGUAGGAUCCAAUGCAAAGUUUGCCAUGUUGGGUGUCUUCAGAAGGCUCCUGAUGCACUGAGCAGUGUUGUUACAGUGAUGUUAUAGGUUGUAAUUUCAUGUAUAUAGUUACAAGGCUGAAAAUGUGUCCUCAUGGCUUAAAAUAAGACCAGGCAAAAACUCUCCAAGAGCAGAGGGGCAGUUCACACCUCAUCAGGGCAGGUAUGGGACAGACCCAGCCCAGCCUCACAGGAACAAAGGACACUGGCCUAGACAGCAACAAAGGAUCUGUUGGACUCUGGGUCACCCCCUUCCCUUGGUCAGUUUAGGACUGCGACAAGGGAAUGUUCACCUGACUCUGAAGGGGGGGGCAAAGCCAAAAGGGAAGAAAGAACAUGAUAAAAAGGACAAACAUUUGCCAUGCUCGUUCCCUCUCUUUCUCCUGCAUCUACAGACACCACCACCAAGCAACUGAAGUGCUGAUCAAAGGGAGAGCCUGGCUGAAGGGCAGCCAGCCAGCCAGUGGUGAGACGCAUCUAAGUUUGUAAGGGCACUGAAAGUGUUAAGGUCAGCUUAGAAUGCGCUUUGCCUUAACUCAUUUGACCAAAUCCGACUUAUUGUGCUUUGACAAAAGAACAGCCACACUGGGUCAGACCAAGGGUCCAUCCAGCCCAGUAUCUGUCUGCCGACAGUGGACAAUGCCAAGUGCCUCCAAGGGAGUGAACCUAACAGGCAAUGAUCAAGUGAUCUCUCUCCUGCCAUCCAUCUCCAUCCUCUGAUGAACAGAGGCUAGGGACACCAUUCUUUAUCCUUCCUGGCUAAUAGCCAUUUAUGGACUUAACCACCAUGAAUUUAUCCAGUUCUCUUUUAAACGCUGUUACAGUCCCAGCCUUCACAGCCUCCUCAAGCAAGGAGUUCCACAGGAUGACUGUGCGCUGUGUGAAGAAGAACUUCCUUUUAUUUGUUUUAAACCUGCUGCCCGUUAAUUUCAUUUAGUGACCCCUAGUUCUUAUGGGAACAAGUAAAUAACUUUUUCUUAUUCACUUUCUCCACAUCACUCCUGAUUUUAUAGACCUCUAUCAUAUCCCCCCUUAGUCUCCUCUUUUCCAGGCUGAAAAGUCCCAGUAUCUUUAAUCUCUCAUCAUAUGGUCCCAUUCCAAACCCCCAAUCAUUUUAGUUGCCCUUCUCUGAACCUUUUCUAGUGCCAGUAUAUCUUUUUUGAGAUGAGGAGACCACAUCUCUACGCAGUAUUCCAGAUGUGGGCAUACCAUGGAUUUAUAUAAGGGCAAUAAUAUAUUCUCCAUCUUAUUCUCUAUCCCCUUUUUAAUGAUUCCUAACAUCCUGUUUACUUUUUUGACUGCCUCUGCACACUGCAUGGACAUCUUCAGAGAACUAUCCAUGAUGACUCCAAGAUCUCUUUCAUGAUUCAUUGUAGCUAAAUUAGCCCCCAUCAUAUUGUAUGUAUAGUUGGGGUUAUUUUUUCCAAUGUGCAUUACUUUACAUUUAUCCACAUUAAAUUUCAUUUGCCAUUUUGUUGCCCAAUCACUUAGUUUUGUGAAAUCUUUUUGAAGUUCUUCACAAUCUGCUUUGGUCUUAACUAUCUUGAGUAGUUUAGUAUCAUCUGCAAACUUUGCCACCUCACUGUUUACCCCUUUCUCCACAUCAUUUAUGAAUAAGUUGAAUAGGAUUGGUCCGAGGACUGACCGUUGGGGAACACCACUAGUUACCCCUCUCCAUUCUGAGAAUUUACCAUUAAUUCCUACCCUUUGUUCCCCAUCUUUUAACCAGUUCUCAGUCCUUGAAAGGACCUUCCCUCUUAUCCCAUGACAACUUAAUUUACAUAAGAGCCUUUGGUGAGGGAGCUUGUCAAAGGCUUUCUGAAAAUCUAAGUACACUAUGUCCACUGGAUCCCCCUUGUCCACAUGUUUGUUGACCCCUUCAAAGAACUCUAAUAGAUUAGUAAGACACGAUUUCCCUUUACAGACACCAUGUUGACUAUUGCUCAACAGUUUAUGUUUUUCUAUGUAUCUGACAAUUUUAUUCUUUACUAUUGUUUCAACCAAUUUGCCCGAUACUGACAUUAGAUUUAUUGGUCUGUAAUUGCCGGGAUCACCUCUAGAACCCUUUUUAAAUAUUGGCAUUACAUUAGCUAACUUCCAGUCAUUGGGUACCGAAGCUGAUUUAAAGGACAGGUUACAAACCUUAGUUAAUAGUUCCACAACUUCACAUUUGAGUUCUUUCAGAACUCUUGGGUGAAUGCCAUCUGGUCCCAGUGACUUGUUAAUGUUGAGUUUAUCAAUUAAUUCCAAAACCUCCUCUAGUGACACUUCAAUCUGUGACAGUUCCUCAGAUUUGUCACCUACAAAAGCCAGUUCAGGUUUGGGAAUCUCCCUAACAUCCUCAGCCGUGAACACUGAAGCAAAGAAUCCAUUUAGUUUCUCCGCAAUGACUUUAUCGUCUUUAAAUGCUCCUUUUGUAUCUCUUUUGUAUCUUUUGACUUAUAAUCACUUAAAAUUUAUCUUUGUAGUUAAUAAAUGUGUUUGUUUAUUCUA